AUUUUGUUCUAUGGGAAAUGACGCUCGCUACAUUCUCUUCCGGUCCAUCCUCUUCUGCCAGCUCGCUCGAUGAACCUCAGAUUCGAUAUCGCAAGAAUGGACAACAUCAAUAUCAAGAUGAAGACUCUUACGAUAUCCCCAGCAGCUCUAGGAAACCUAUCACUGCAAGUGAAGAACCUCGCACCUGGAGGAAAAGACCACAACACUAUCGUCGUGCUUCACAACCUGUCAAUAGCCAACUCCUACACUCACGAAGAUCAAAGAAGCUAGUGUUGAACGAGGAUAGUGGCAGUGCAUUAGACGACAUUCAUAGCAGCUCAGAUGGCGAAGAGGACUGGGAGCUCCGUCAAACGCAAGAUCGACUUGACUAUUUGGACUUAUCGAUCUCGCUUCCGUUUGCUCUUGUGUCUUUGCGAGAUCAUCUAUUGGCUUACACCUCCCAGCUAGAGGAACGAGUUCGUUCUUAUUAUCCCUUCCAUGCAGGACUAGAAUCACCUUCUUCAAAAGCUGAUUCAAGCCUUCCUGCAGUCUUUUAUGCUCAUCUGGAUGCAUUAAAAGAGGAAUUGAGGGCUCUGGUAUCAGCUUUACCAUCGCCGUCAAAUGCAAUCUCAGCAAGAAAAGAUUCCUUGAUUCAUGAUUGGGAAAGGAUCUCCAGUACCCUGCAUACAAAAUUGGCAAUGAGGCCAGAGUUCCCAUUAGCAUUGCCAAAAGGUGCGCAAGAGCAUGCAAGAGCAUUGGCAAACGAAUUACCUUCACUUCCUAUUUUAUCACCGUUUGCUGAUCUCAAUUUCGCCGCUUUUUGGUCACCUCUAACGAACGGAUUACCAAAAGCGCAAGGAAGCAUUUUGAUUACAAUUCAAAAGCGUUUCGAGACCUUGCAGGAUGCUGUCCGUGCCAUGACGUUGGGUGACCUUCUAUUCCGUGCAAAGUCGGAGAAGGGUGUGAUUCCUGUUCAGGACGGACAACAACCAAUCACCAGAACACGCAGGCAAAGUUUGAUUGCCUCUCAACAAGCUUUAACAGCACAACUUGAAGUCAUCUUUGAUUCCGUAAGAGCAAAAGGAGAAGAAGUAAGGUCGAUGGGUCACGCUCGCGCCUCAUCGAUUGCCAAGGCGGCAAGAGGAGCAGAAGAACACAUUUACGCCAAAGCUGUCGAACUGGCAAAGAACGGUCAACGACUUAUCAGAUACGACCAACUUCCUGAGUUGUGGAAGAACAACGAACACAUCUUAUCGGGCUACAGAUUUAUUCCGAAGGACGAAUGGAGCUCGUUGCUCAAGAGCACGUUCCAAAUUCAUAAUGAGACUGGAAAUAUUAUGACACAUCUGAUAGGCGCACUGGUUGUCACUCCACUCUUUUGGCCAAGCAAGGAUCGAUAUGACGAUCAAACCACUCCUAUGGAUCGUAUGGUACAGACAAUCUAUCUGAUCGCUGCUCUGAAGUGCCUCAUUCUUUCAGUCUCGUGGCAUGUUAUGGCAGGUUGUUCAGAUGCUUGUUUGUUCGAACGUUUUGCCUGUGUUGAUUAUACGGGUAUCGCAUGGUUGGUUGCAGCAUCUGUCUGGACGUUAGUAUACAAUGCAUUUUAUUGUCAACCAAAUUUGGCAAUGGUGUACUCCUUGUCUACUUUUGUUGUCGGUCUUGUGGGUGCAAUUGUUCCAUGGCAAGCUUGGUUCAACGAUAGACGCAACAAACCCAUCCGAAUUGCAGUGUUUUUGGCAAUGUGCUUUACCGGACUGGCGCCGUUCACUCAUGCUCUCUUAUCUCAUGGAGUAUACAAGACUGUUGGAUUCUUUGGUGCGAUCGUACCAAGCUGUCUUGCUUAUAUCUUUGGUUUGGUAUUCUAUGCAACCCAAUUCCCAGAAUGCAUCUAUCCCGGUAAAUUUGACGUUGUUGGUCAUGCACAUCAAAUUUGGCAUAUUUCAAUCGUUGUUGCAAUCCUUUUGCAUCAUCAAGCAACAUUCUUUUGGCAUCAAAACCGUUUCAACUUCAGUUGUUCUGCUGUUAUGCCGGAAACUACACCUUUGCUCAGUAAUCCAUUGGCAAUCGAUUUGAACUUGGCCGAUGAAAUGGUACAUGGAUGGAGAAUUGUUGCUGGUCAAAUUGGUGACGGUCUCGUUGGCCGAAUUUGGGAUCGUGGUGUUGAGGCAAUCAUGUCAACCUUUUAAAUAAUCUUUCAUUUAUUGACUUUUGAUCAUUGCUCAUCCUACUUAUAUAGAGAUUUGCACUCUUUUUUUUUGCACACAUUUGUACAAUAUACAUUUCAUAUAAAGCUUUCCAAUGAACAUAGAUAAUACAAUUACAUCUAUUGUG
Molecule: messenger RNA, 2310 nt
Organism: Meira miltonrushii
Lineage: Eukaryota; Fungi; Basidiomycota; Exobasidiomycetes; Exobasidiales; Brachybasidiaceae
Product: HlyIII-domain-containing protein
Exons: 1
Coding region: 18-2165 (715 amino acids)
Cellular component (GO): membrane
Molecular function (GO): signaling receptor activity
Source: RefSeq, a predicted model, not a curated record